ACUGCCCUCCCCGGCCCCUAAUACCGAGUCCGAUGCUAUUGUGUGGUGCCUAUCGCACAAUAAAACAGUAAGAGGAUUACCGUGCGCAAGCUUUUGCAACUUGCAGGUCGCGCUGACUUAGUGAGGCUGACCAAUUCUCUGUGCGUCGUGCACGCGCAGCCACUUGAACACGCACGGAGGUGGAAGACCGGCGGCUCUCUCGUCUCCGAACCCACCGCCUCAUUAAACACUAAUCUGCAGAGGCUCGGGCGGCACGCAUUUACUACUCCACUCACUACAAGAAAAAGACGCGUUGCUGGCGCGCCAAGGGUGCGGAGGAAUAGUGGAACGGCCACUCGGCAAAGCAAUGGACCCGAACCAAAGCUGUUGAAUGACGCCAGUGUAUUGCGCUCCACUAUCUGAAGACGAGGAUCACGGUAGAGUUGAGCAGCGGAGCGUCAGAGGAAGAAGCCAGCGCGAUGGCGUGCAGCUACGGUGACAGCCGCUUGUUGACCUGGCAGGUCCUUCUCACCAUCUCCAUGGUUCUGAUCCCCCUGUCCGCUCACGGGAGGCAUUCGAUGACCAGGCGUCAUCAUCACCGUAACCAGUCAUCCAUCAACCGGGAAGCCUUGAAUGCCAGAAUGGUGCUAAGUGAUGACUCAGCAGAGAGAGACCACCUGAUAGAAGCGGGGCACCCCGCUUUUUCCAAACAUCACCACUCCCAUAAACAGGUCCAUCCAGAUCCGGAUCCCGUGGGGGAGGAGCUGACUGCAGGAGGAGCAGGACCGGAUCAGCCCGGGAACCCCCUGUCUGAUGACAUUAUCACCGUGGAGUUCCACCGUCCAACGCCGGAGAUUGUACCAUCGGAUCUUGAUCUUAAUGGAGCCAAAAUUCCAAAACCCCAAAAGCAAAAAGGAAGCAGCCCCACAGCUUGGACGCUCUCUGACUUUUACGACUACCUGUCGCCUGAUGACGAUCUCUCGGCAUCCGCCCCCACCCAAGAGCCGGAGCCCUCCCCUUCACCCCCGGCCGACAUGGAGGAUGAGAAUCCCCUCUUGGCUGGUGCUCCUGUCAAUGUGAAGCCUGCAAUGGCGAACAAGCCAACUCCACCUGCCCAGCCCAAGCCAGAGCCGGACAAUAGUGAGGACAUGAGCUUUGGUGGCGCCGUGGGGAACGACGGGUGCAGGCUGGGCUUCGUGCGCUCUGGUCCCGGGAUGUGUCUAUCUCAGUGUGACGUUGAACCCAAUUUCUGCUUCAACGAAGGAGUGUGCACUGUUGUGGCAGGAGUGGGAGCUUUCUGCAGGUGCAAUGUGCAGGACUACAUCUGGAACAAAGGCACGCGCUGUGACUGGGCCAUCACCGAGUUCCAGGUGAUGAGUACGGUGGUGGGCGUGGUCUCUGUAGCGUUCCUCCUUCUCUUCAUGAUCAUCGUGUUCUUCGCCAAGAGGCUGCACCGCCUCAAGAACGAGAACAAGCGCCUUCACAAACGCAGUAAGUACCGUCCACAGAGCACCGAGCCACAGACGGACGGCCUCUCGGUUUCCACCACCGCUGACGGCUCGCAGCCAAACGUAAGGAAAUUGUGCGACUCUCCUCCGCCCGUGCCCCAAGCUCACACUCACAACCUGGCGUACUAUGACAACAUUAUCUGUCAGAGGCCAUCACCAACCACCUUUACCUGGGAAUUUAAACCCAGAAACUCUUAUAACCACUACCAGGUAAGCGGAGCGGAAUAUCCACAUUGGUUGCCAUAUCCCCCUCCACCCCGACCCGGCUUCGCUUUGUCCUAUCCAGAUAUUAAAUGCCACAUUUUGACACUCCGUGCAAACCUUCCGGCCCACAACAAUGUCUUGCAUCGAUCUUGUUGUUGCUGGAGGUAGCUACAGUACUUUAAUAUCCUAUUGAAUCGUGGAAUGAUUAAUCACCUGCUGCUAGGCUCUCUGCAAUCAAUUGUUCAGCACAAAUACACUGUAAGGUCCCUCACCCGCUGUAGCUGAACGCCUUUGCAGCUUCCAAGCUGUUUUGUUUUACCAAAUUCCCUGCUAUGGCUUGUGCAUGUAUUGCUUCCCUAAGCUACAUUUUGUAUUGGAAUGUUUGCGCGUACUGGAAAGUAGAAAUGUAUGGUUGUAGAUCAACACAUGUAUCCCACUGGAUGCCACACACACACACACACAUGCACAAUAUAAUAACGAAUAAUAAGGUAAUGUAACGUAACGUAACGUAACAUAACGUAAUGUAACCCUACGAACAAAGGGGCAGUUUAUGAGCCCUUAAUGUGAACUCACUAUUUGGCAAUUAGGAAGUCAGUCUUGCUUUAAUCUAAUAUUAUCCAAUGAUUUAUGGCAUUUUAUUGUUUUAAGUAUUGAAAAAAUAUAUUAAGUGGUACCAAAAAUGUAACUAUAAUGACUUCCUCAAAAUGACAUUUUUGUCCCAAGCACUGUUAUGAAAAUAGAACUUGGGCCUGCACACAAAAAUCUGCCAAAACAUUAUAGCCAUUAAUCCAACACUGUAGCCUGGUGGGAUACAGAUGUGCGCCUUCGUCGUGCUUUAGUUUAGUUGAACAUCGCAGGGAUCAACAGAUGUCAACAUGCUUAAAACUUUUGGAUGUGAUAAUGCGUGAUGGGAGAGGACAUUUAGAAAGUAGUGUCCGGCCGCUGCGUGUGCGACCAAUCGAUGGUGGCCCACUUAGCGCCUGCUGUGACUGUGACCUUCAGCUGUCUGUGACAUGGCGAUCAAUGAACGACCUCAACGAGCUGACACAUGCAGAUGCACACGGCCUCUAAUUUCCACUCACUGUCGUCACAUGAGCACAACUUAAGAGUAUACUGAGCAACAUAACCUUGUAGGUUACAUUUAAAGAGAAUAACCAUAUUAGGCUGAUAUAUGACAAUAUAACAUAACCUUAUGGUAAACUAAAUGUUAUGUUAUAUAUCAUGAAAUAAAUAAUACAAAUGGAGAGGGGGCAGGAAAAUGGUGAGAGAAAGUGUAAAAAAAUGCAGAAGUUCACUAUUAUAAUUGUUAUUAAAAGGUCUGUACGGUCAUCUUUCUACCAUCACAAUGCUAAAACAAUAUUGCAUUGAUGACAAAAUGACCUCUUUACAAAAAUAAUAAUGCUUAGUUUUCAGUGACAUGUCAGAGAGGUACCGUAUAAUAGCACAUUGUUCCUAUUGUAGCUAAAAAAAACAAAUACUUUGAAAACAUUGAAAAGCCCUGUGAAGAUACAUUGCAUUAAAAAAGAAAAAAGCUAACCAAAAGUACAUACAGUAGAUACAGUACACCCCUGGGUACCAAGCAUUGCAACCCUGCAAACUACUGUGCCACUACAAACGACAACAUUAUUUCACACUAUACAUAUUUACAUUACACUGUGUGUAAAGGCAAAUUUCCUUUAUUGGAUCUCAUUAGCUUGUGCAGCUGUACCUAAUGUGCGUAAGCUAUUAAACAGAUAUGAACUUUCUGCCUAUUGCACAAACUGCAUAUAGAGUGGAUGGAAAAAAAAAAACAGUCGACACACUCCUGCUAAAUUGCCAAGUUUUUCUGAGAUAAAAGCAAAUAGACCAAAAUAAAUCGAAACUUUCAAAACGUUUUCCACCAUAAUGUGACCUACAACCUGUACAGCGCAACUGAAAAAAAGAAGUAAAAAUAUA
Messenger RNA from Phyllopteryx taeniolatus (common seadragon), 3626 nucleotides. RefSeq names its product chondroitin sulfate proteoglycan 5-like. Bases 459 to 1859 code for a protein of 466 amino acids. The record is from RefSeq and is a predicted model, not a curated record. The transcript has 5 exons. Gene Ontology annotation, biological process: nervous system development. NCBI's taxonomy places the organism in Eukaryota, Metazoa, Chordata, Actinopteri, Syngnathiformes, Syngnathidae.